GUCAAGUGGGCAGCAAAAGACCAGGAUAUCGCCAAGAUACUACGGGACCUAUAGAUGCAUAGGACUUCGCUGAAUCUAUUGCUGGCAGUUUAUACAUGUGCAUCAACUCAGCAACUGUAAAGCGACAUGGACGAACUGACGCAGUUCAUGGCGACACUCAAGCAGACGAUUCCGGACCUAACGGAGCUCAUCACAGCAGCCACUUCCUCUGCGAGCAACGCCAUUGAGACCAAAGUCAGCACUGGCUGGACACCGCUUCACCGGGCGGCCUGGUGUGCUCAUACGGAUACAGUGCAACUACUGCUCGACCGCGGAGCCGAAAUCGACGCUAAGGACAGCAUUGGCUGGACGGCGCUUUACCGGGCGGCCUGGAAAGGGCACACGGAUACACUGCAACUACUGCUCGACCGCGGCACCAAAAUCGAGGCCAAGGCGACGCACGGCCGGACGCCGUUUCACCUGUCGGUGCAGAAUGGAAACGAAGCUUCGGUGCAGCUGCUGCUCGGCCGGCGUGCUGACGUCGAGGCCAAAGAUCGAAACGGUAGGACGCCGCGACAACUGGUCGUGCAGAAACGCUACGAGCACGUUGCACGUCGGCUCUUUUAUCGAGAGGCCGCAGACGCGGCCGAGCGCAAUAAUCCCGAAAUCCCCCCAGCCAGUGCGGGAAAUAGCCCAGCACAAUCAAAGCCGGGCCGCAGCCCGGCGCGUGUAGCCCAGCUUUGAGCAGCCCGGGCUGGUGGGCCGUCGUUUCACUGCUAGUAGUUAUCGUCGAGGAUGAUCCAGCAAGGCCACCUCCUGUACGUAUCCCAACGACAACCGCAACAGAAUCACCUCACACAUCACCCUCAAAGAGAUA
Tricharina praecox is the source of this 856-nucleotide messenger RNA. RefSeq names its product ankyrin repeat-containing domain protein. Bases 127 to 723 code for a protein of 198 amino acids. NCBI's taxonomy places the organism in Eukaryota, Fungi, Ascomycota, Pezizomycetes, Pezizales, Pyronemataceae. Gene Ontology annotation, molecular function: protein binding. The transcript has 2 exons. The record is from RefSeq and is a predicted model, not a curated record.